This is a messenger RNA of Drosophila sulfurigaster albostrigata, 1684 nucleotides long. It is a transcript of the gene Zip99C, whose product is annotated as zinc transporter ZIP13 homolog. The transcript is spliced from 5 exons. Gene Ontology annotation, biological process: zinc ion transmembrane transport; intracellular zinc ion homeostasis. Bases 223 to 1287 code for a protein of 354 amino acids. Gene Ontology annotation, molecular function: zinc ion transmembrane transporter activity. NCBI's taxonomy places the organism in Eukaryota, Metazoa, Arthropoda, Insecta, Diptera, Drosophilidae. The record is from RefSeq and is a predicted model, not a curated record. Gene Ontology annotation, cellular component: membrane.
AUAAUAUCUAUACUGAUUUAAAAUUCGAAAAUUAAAAAAAAAAUGAUUACAUCGUUUUUGAUUUCUUGCAGGUUUCUAUAAAGACAAAUUGUUUGCAUCACUGGAAGACAUGACCAGGAACUAAUUGCGGCCAUUAGCUAAAUACCAAAGACAUUUUUAAGUCCAAUAAAUCAAAGUAGUAGAAAACGAAGCCAACAGAUUAAAGACACACUCAUCGCCACAAUGAAUGCGAGCAGCAGUUUUUUCGAUGAACACUUUGGCAUGAUCUAUGCGAAUCUGGUGAAUCAAUAUAUGCCCGAAUACAUAAAGAGCAUGGAGUACACACCGUGGGUAUUCUCGCUGCUCGGUUCCGUUGUGAUCGGUCUCAGCGGCAUCUUUCCAUUGCUCAUCAUACCCACAAACGAGAAACUAGCCAAGGAGGGCUAUAAAGAUCCGUCUGAGUCAAAGUUUUUGCGUGUGCUGCUCAGUUUCGCGGUGGGCGGACUGUUGGGUGAUGUUUUCCUACAUUUACUGCCAGAAGCCUGGGAGGGCGAUAACCAGAGCUCCGACGGUCAUCCAUCGCUACGCUCCGGUUUGUGGGUGCUUUCCGGAAUACUCAUCUUUACAAUCGUCGAGAAAAUCUUCUCGGGCUACACGAGCGCCGACGAGGAGAAUCCCCAGCCCAAGUGCGUCGAGAUUGCCAAUUGUCUGUUGCGUCGUCAUGGCGGCAAAUUGCCCGAAGGCCAGACCGUAGAUAGCUGUGGCGCCUGUGACAUUGAGGAUGUGGAUAAGGUGUGCUUUUUGCGUGAACGCGAGGAGAAGGCCAAGGGGCCGAAGGAACAGCCCAAGAAGGUGGCUGGCUACUUGAAUCUGCUGGCCAAUUCCAUUGAUAACUUUACACACGGUCUCGCGGUUGCUGGUUCUUUCCUCGUCUCGUUUAGGCACGGAGUGCUGGCCACUUUCGCCAUACUGCUCCAUGAAAUUCCACACGAAGUGGGCGACUUCGCCAUACUGCUUAAGUCCGGCUUCAGUCGCUGGGAUGCGGCACGUGCCCAAUUGCUGACCGCCGGCGCCGGUUUAUUGGGCGCUCUCGUCGCCAUUGGCGGCUCCGGCGUAACUUCAGCAAUGGAGGCGCGCACAUCCUGGAUCAUGCCAUUCACCGCUGGCGGAUUUCUGCACAUUUCGUUGGUCACAGUAUUACCAGAUCUCUUGAAGGAGGAGGAACGCGUUGAGUCGGUCAAACAGCUGCUGGCUUUGAUCUUUGGCAUCGCUUUAAUGGCAGUCAUGACAAUGCUAUUCGAGCACUGAGCAGAGUAGCUCUUCCCAUCCCACGCACCAUCAUCAACGAUCGCCAGCAACAAACAACAAACAACAGCAACUAAGGAAUCGAUUUAGGAUAAAAGUUGCUCUAAAAUAAAUUUUCUGUUAUCUUCGCAGCCACUGCAAAAAUUCCAAAAAUUUUUCAUUUGGCAGUACAAAUUGCCAGUUAUUCGAUUAGAACAGAACUACAAAUGUUAAUUAACACUACGACUACGAAUAACUGGCACCGUUUGUGUUAUUGUAAUUAUAGCCAACUCUAAAAUACGAAUGAUAUUUGAACUAUUGUUAUUGAUUACGUAUAUUUUGUACCAUAACUGUAUGAAUUAAAAUUGCAUAGAAACAAGCGAAAAAUAUACACAUAAAUAUACUUCUCAUUUAAGCAAAA